AUGUAUAAAGUUUUUUUUUCAACCCUUGAUGAUAUAAAUUAUAAAAUAAGUGAUGAAGUAAAGGAUGUAGAACAGGAAAAGAAGGAAGAUGAAAAAAGGGAAAAUGGUUUUACAAAUUCUGGAAAAAAUGAGCAAAGUAAAAUCGAUAAAAUAAUAAAAAAUAUAAAAAUGAAUGUAGAAAAUUAUGGUAAUCUAAAAAAUGAAGAUUGUGGAAAUGAUAUUUUAACUAGCGAAAUUUACAAAAAAAUUGUUCAGGAACAUAAGUUAUAUAAAAAAAAUAAGGAUAGUGAUGGCAAAAAAAAGAUAAAAAAUAAUUUUCCCUAUGAUAAAAAAAUGAAGGAAAGGGGAGAAAAUAAUGAGAUAAAUUCAAAAAGUGAGGAAAAUGACUACAUUGAAAGUCAAACAAAUUUUAAUAAAAAUAUUGACAACGAAAAAAAAAUACACACAAAAAAAAACACUAGCUUAAUGGUAGGAGAAAAAAUGUCUUCUCUAAGUAUAAGCCAAAAUGAACAUAACUCUAAUAGCAGUAAAAGCAGAACUAUUGUUGAAUAUACAAAAGAUAAGAACAUAAAUAAUAUCUUAUUAUAUAAUAAAAAAAAAAACAAUUUAACUAUACAUGAAAAAAAGAAUGAUCACUUUUUUAAAAUAUUUUUUUCAUCAAAAAAAGUAAAAAUAAUUAAAUCACAAAACCAUCCAAUUUUUAUACAUUUAUAUAAGCUAGCCACAAAUCAAAAAUAUAGAGAAGAACAAGAAAAAAUAUUAUUAACAAAUAAAAAAAUUAUAAUGGAAAGACAACAAAAUCAUAUUACAAGAAUAUAUACAAAUAGUAUUGAUAAUUUAAAAGAUUUUAUUUCUUAUGAUAAUUUUAUAUUAUUAUCAAAUAAACUUUUAAAAAAACUCGCAUUCUUAUAUUCAUUUAAAAAUGGUGUAUUAGCAGAGGUAAUGCAUAAAUUUUAUUAUGACGAUGUAGGUUUACCCCAUUUGGCUUUAUGCUUUUAUAACAUUAAUUGUACAGGUGAUAAAAAAAAAAACACACACAAACAUUUAUUUCCAAAUUAUCAGACUGAACAAAGUGGCAAAAUUGAUCAUGAACAUUUUUUUCAUAACAGUAAUAAAACUAAAAUAGUAGAAAACACACAUGCACCAUCCCAUGAUAGCAUGACAAACAAUUUAAUAAAUUAUAAACCUUCAAAGGACUCUCAUUUAUAUUUAGACAAUAAUUCAUGUUAUGACGAUAUAGAAUAUUUAUGUAAUGGUGAUAUAGGAACAAUAAUAAGAAGCUGUUUUUUGUUAAAAUGGCAAUGCAUAUUUAAUAUUAACGAUAUAAAAAUAGCUAGCAAUAAAAAAAAAAAAAAAAUUGAAAAUGAAAAAAUGGAUGAAAUAACAGACAAUGAAAUAAAAAAAUGUCUUUCUGAUAAAUAUUCAAAUAUGUACAAUAUUUAUAAUAUUGAUUUUUUUCAUCCUUUUACUAUACGUGCAUCAUCAGGCUAUUUAUUAGAUAUACCAUAUAAAAAUACAAAUUUAUAUGAACUACAUAAAUAUGCUAAACAAAGAAAAAUAUUGCUAUUAAAAUAUAAUAGCCAAAGUGAGUUAUAUAUUAAUUAUAAAAAAAAAAAUUCUGAACAAGACAUAACUUUUUUAAAUUUAAUAAGCAAAGCAAAAGGUGUUUUUCUCAUAAUGGAUAAUUGUAAUAAUAUAGAAAAAAUGUAUACAUCAUCAGUUACCAAAACUGGUAUUAACAUUUCUAGGAGUUAUUUUGAAGAGACUGAAAUAAAUGGGGAAACUUUCAAAGGGAAUUCUCAAAAUAAUACCCCUGAAAAUAAUGAUGAUACUAUUUUUGACAACAUUUAUUAUGUCAACCUGUUAAAUAAUAAUAAUGUGGAUAAGCCACUAGAACUGACUUCAGCAUAUACAAUUUUUAUGUAUAUUUUAAAAACAAAUUUUUUCAAGCACGUUCCUCAAUCGAGUUAUGUGUGCAUGCAAUAG
This is a messenger RNA of Plasmodium vinckei vinckei, 1986 nucleotides long. RefSeq names its product conserved Plasmodium protein, unknown function. The transcript has a single exon. Lineage: Eukaryota; Apicomplexa; Aconoidasida; Haemosporida; Plasmodiidae. The record is from RefSeq and is a predicted model, not a curated record. The coding region runs from base 1 to 1986 and encodes 661 amino acids.